CUCCUUCUCAACCUCACCAAAGCCGGCAAAACCCAGAGUGUUCCUAGGGCACGUAUGGGUUCGGGAUUUUGAGUCCCAUUUUAUUUAGCUUUGGGAUGCGUAAGUGUGUGGAAGUCUCAGUUGGUUUCCUUUUUUUGUUUGUUUGCGGAAAGGCCAAAGUUCGCAUCGCCCAUCUUUCACUCCUCCCUGGGACUCGGGAAACACAUGUUUGUAAACCACGAUAUACCAACUCGAAGCAAGUGCUGCCUCGGAACUUCACAGGGCAAAUGUCCAGAGGAUGGCUGGGAUGAAAGCACACUUGAACUCUUCCUACACGAGCUUGCCAUAAUGGAUAGCAACAAUUUCCUGGGCAAUUGUGGUGUGGGAGAAAGGGAAGGGAGAGUGGCAUCUGCAUUAGUUGCUCGGCGUCAUUACAGGUUAAUUCAUGGAAUUGGACGAUCGGGUGAUAUUUCUGCUGUGCAACCAAAAGCUGCUGGUUCUAGCCUUUUGAACAAAAUUACCAAUUCUUUGGUCUUGGACAUCAUAAAGUUGACUGGUGUCCAUGCAGUGACCAACUGCUUCGUAGUGCCUAUGGCAACUGGUAUGAGUUUAACCCUGUGUUUCUUAACAUUACGACACAAACGACCAAAGGCAAAGUAUAUUAUAUGGCCACGAAUAGACCAGAAGUCCUGCUUUAAAUGCAUGAUCACUGCAGGUUUUGAGCCUGUGGUGAUAGAGAACAUUUUAGACGGUGACGAGCUGCACACAAACCUGAAAGCAGUGGAGGCCAAAGUCCAGGAACUUGGGCCUGAUAACAUUCUGUGUGUUCAUUCUACUACAUCCUGUUUUGCUCCAAGAGUGCCUGAUCGAUUAGAAGAACUGGCUGUGAUUUGUGCUAGUUAUAGCAUUCCACAUAUAGUCAACAAUGCUUAUGGAUUGCAGUCUUCAAAGUGUAUGCACCUCAUUCAGCAGGGGGCUCAGGUUGGUCGAAUAGACGCUUUCGUUCAGAGCUUGGACAAAAAUUUUAUGGUUCCAGUAGGUGGCGCUAUAAUUGCUGGCUUUAAUGAUUCCUUCAUUCAGGAAAUUAGCAAGAUGUAUCCAGGAAGAGCUUCAGCUUCACCUUCUUUAGAUGUCCUUAUUACUUUAUUAUCACUUGGAUCAAAUGGCUAUAAGAAGCUAUUAAAAGAAAGAAAGGAAGUAUUUUCAUAUUUGUCCAUCCAAGUAAAGAAGCUGUCAGAAGCCUACAAUGAAAGACUGUUGCAUACACCUCACAAUCCCAUAUCUUUAGCCAUGACACUUAAGACACUAAAUGAACAGCAUGACAAAGCUGUCACUCACCUCGGCUCAAUGCUUUUUACCAGACAGGUUUCUGGAGCCAGGGUUGUGCUUCCUGGGUCUAUGCAAACUGUGAGUGGCUACGCUUUCAGAGGCUUUAUGUCACAUACAAAUAAUUACCCUUGUGCCUACCUCAAUGCUGCAUCAGCCAUCGGAAUGAAGGUACAGGAUGUGGACGUGUUCAUAAAGAGACUUGACAAGUGUUUAAAGACAGUAAGAAAAGAACAAAAUAAAGAGAGUAAUGUAUCUGGAGUUGACAAGCAUGACAAAACUGAAGAUGUGGAUGUUGAAGACAUGGAUUUAAAACUAGAUAAUGUACUUCUUGACACAUACCAGGAUUCUUCAUGACAUGUGGAGGGUUUCUUUUUGAUAAUUUGAAAGAAAUGAUGAGCUGACAGUGCAAGCAAGCAGUUUAAUGACAAGACUUGAGAUUUUCGAAUUGAGAAUUUUAUGGAGAAUGUUUAGUCGAGGAAUAGAAUGUGGUCUGAGUUAGCCAUUUAUGAUUGUUAUGUUUUUAUUCUCGCACUGCCUCAGUCAUGAUCCUUAACAGAUUAUAAUAUACAAUUAGCAUUUUUCCAGUUGUUAAAAUAUUUGUCAGUUAAGCAUGAUUCAGAAAAUUCUUAACUGAUAUGAUAGUAAAAUUACCCCUAAUUCUCUUUGAAAUGUGUAGACUGCUUCCUCCUAACUAUUCUCUACGAUUCACAAAUUCGUUAUGUUUCUGAUCACAUAGAAUUUAGAAAGAUCUCUCAUGCUACUAAAUUACUAGAUGCUAUUGAUACUUUUAAGUCACAGUAUGCCUAUAAAAUUGACAUUUCCCAGGAGAGCAGAAUCAAGGUAUAAACUUUAAUUUUCUCUCAGCAGCGAUGGUUCUCAACUGGUAACGAUCUGCUUAUAUCUAAGCAAUAUGUUGGGGACAUUUUUGUUUGUCAUGACUGGUGGGAUGCAUUUGAGAUAACAUUUUAUUUCUACAAUGGACAAGACAACGUUCCAAAACAAAGAAAUAUCUAGCCCCGAAUCUCAGUAGUGCUAAGGUUGAGAAACACUACUCUAAAGUAAAUGAACUCAAGUAAAGAGUUUUCCAUACCAUCUUUAAUUAUUCAAUUGUGCUUCAAAGAUAGCUCUAUAAUAUUAUCUAAUUAUAUACAGUAUAUAGACUCUUAAGUGAUAACCAGGGUUACUAGUUCUAAACAUGUAAUUAUAAAUGAUUUUAAAUGGCAUUUGUGUAUUUGGGCAAGUGAAAACUUUAUUCCACAGUUUUUGCUUUAAGCAGCCUUUGUUUAUUGGUUAGUUUGUUCAGGUGUUGUGGACAGCCAUCAGUAAGAGUGGGUUAACAUGGGUAGUUUGGAACAUAUUUUGCUAGGGAAGCAAAAAUGAAGUAAUAUGAUAAACAGGUGUAUUCCCCCUCCCUGCCCAAGUGCUCACUUUCUGAGUCUGAAAUUCCAGACUUACGGGCUUAAACGGUUAUUUUUGUUGUUAAUUUUAAGAAAUAGACCGAUGUCUCAUAGUCUGAGGAAUUAGUGAAGCUUCUGACUAUACCAAAUGCUGAAGCUGUGUUUCUCAAGACCUGCUCUGUGGAGCAUUAUUCCUAAGAGAUGCUCAUGGAAAUAAACAGUUCUGUGGAAAAAUAAUUUGACGACUUUGCACAGCUGCCUGUUGGCAUAUUAAAUGCUCUAAGAAUUCCUUUGAAACCAUUUUGAAUGUAUCCUUAUCUAAAGAUGGAACCUGUUUUUUAAAGUGAAAUACUUGUUAACAUUCAUUAACCAUACUUUUGAAAACACUGCAGUAGAAAAUGCCACCUUGAUUUCUGGAUUGUAUUUUUCUUUAUUGAUCGGCAAUGUGAACUGUGUCAAACAUGAGCUCAGACAGCACUGCCAUUAAUGUGUAAGUUAAUACUUGAGACACUAGCUUGACAACCUUGGAAGUCAGGACUGUGUUGAGAUACAGUAUGUAAUAAAUAUUGUAAAAGUUACUUUUAAA
This is a messenger RNA of Pteropus alecto (black flying fox), 3291 nucleotides long. It is a transcript of the gene SEPSECS, whose product is annotated as Sep (O-phosphoserine) tRNA:Sec (selenocysteine) tRNA synthase. NCBI's taxonomy places the organism in Eukaryota, Metazoa, Chordata, Mammalia, Chiroptera, Pteropodidae. Gene Ontology annotation, biological process: conversion of seryl-tRNAsec to selenocys-tRNAsec; selenocysteine incorporation. Gene Ontology annotation, molecular function: O-phosphoseryl-tRNA(Sec) selenium transferase activity; tRNA binding. The record is from RefSeq and is a predicted model, not a curated record. Bases 205 to 1662 code for a protein of 485 amino acids. The transcript is spliced from 11 exons.